AUGUCAAUGUGGUUUCUGCUGCCGCUGUUUGGGUUGCUGACCACGGUGGUGGGCGCCGGCCUGAUCUGUGCCACCUCGAGCCUUGCAGAGGAGGAGGCGUCUCUGCUCCGCGAUAAAAACGAAGAGGAAAAGCAAGGGGGCCAUGGCUGGCCAGUGGCGGCCACUGGAGUGCUCGCCACCUGGCUGCUCAGCAUCCCCUUCCUUGGGGUGACGUGGGAGCUCCUGCUCCGCGCACUCCCCGGCCUCCUUCUGGGCAUCUGGGUGGUGGUGCACUCCUACGGGAUCAUUCGGAUGCCCGACAAGAUCAUGCUGUUUCCCGUGGCGCUCGUGUGGCUUUGGCUCGCAGCUCUGCCCUUCCUGCACAGCCUGGCCUGGUGGGCGCUGGUCCUCCAGGUCCCCGGCGCCCUGGCUGCCGCACAUGGCUUUCGCCAGGCAGGCAAAGAGAUCGUCCAGGAACCUGACGAGGUAUGA
Messenger RNA from Symbiodinium natans, 471 nucleotides. The record is from the annotation of a GenBank genome assembly. NCBI's taxonomy places the organism in Eukaryota, Dinophyceae, Suessiales, Symbiodiniaceae.